Molecule: messenger RNA, 2973 nt
Organism: Mycena citricolor
Lineage: Eukaryota; Fungi; Basidiomycota; Agaricomycetes; Agaricales; Mycenaceae
Source: the annotation of a GenBank genome assembly
CUACUCUAUGCUUCUUAUCAAUUCUUUAGCUAUACAGGCUGCUCAGGGAUCUCGGACGCGCGACUUCACAGAAAUGUGUCUAAGUCAAAGAGUAAUGACGACAUUUCACGCGGAUGUUGACAGAUCACUGAUCUGACAGGUCAUGUGCUUGCGCGACGGGUGGGGGUCAAUAGGACUUAUUCCGUCAUACCACCGCUUCAUGUGAGCCAACCCAAGAGCGGGGCUUGCGUGUCAUUGCCAAUGAUCGCCCUCGUUCUCUCAUAGCAUGAUCUUCCGGACUUCCACCGCUUGAUCUUCUUGGCUCUGACUGCAAGCGCGUCCAGUGGUUGUCAUGCUGUCCCGAUCCGUGUCGUUCGAGCGCUGUAUCCACCAGCAUGCACAUGAAUCUCAGCUCUAUCGAUAUACCCGUCUCCGCACAUGACUCCCCGAAUCCCCAUUGUCUCGCCCCCGCCCUGUCCCAUCUUACUUCUUAGAGCAAAAUAAGGAAUUCUUGUAGCGCGAUUACGUGAAGCACGUGCCAAUCAUUUACUCUAUCAGCGCCAUCGUCCCGAGUCUCCUAUGAAACUGAUAUUUUCGGGUAACACGGGCAGAUCGGAUCUUACAUAGCUUUGCAUAGCCUUGAACAGCCUUUCGAGCCUUACUUAUAAACCUCUAGAGCCGUAUGUAUUUGUAAAGCGUCAAAUAUCAAGUAUCUUCAUCGCAUUAUCCCUCGAGUCACGCAGCUCCUCGUCACCUCUCUAUCCAUCGCGAAGUGCUAACAGCACCUGGGAUCGAUCGAGAGACUUCGAACGAAAAUCGAUAGCCAUUGGUAAGCAUCGCUGAAGGCAUCCUCUCAUCUGCCCAUGCAGUCCCCCAACCACGAGCGCUCGGAAAUCUACGUCUCAGUGCCGCCCGAGCUCUGGGCUAGAAUCUGGGCCAACUGUCCCCGCCCCCGCCUAUGUCGGAUAGCGCUCGUUUGCCGCCUCUUCCGUGAUACAGUGCAGCCACUCCUCUUUCACGAAAUCGUAACGUCCUGCGCACCGGAUGCCGAAUACCGCGUCGCGUCAUCGAAUUGGUUUGAAAUCACCAAGAAGAUGUGUCGGGUCACAGCGAUGUUCAACACCCUCCCUCACAGUGCUCUGGGAGACUCCGUCUUCGAGCUGACAUUCCGUGGGACCCGAAACCCAGGCUUCGUCUCACCCACAACCCGAGAUGUGGAAAUGACAGUGAACAUCGGACUUGUGAAGCAGAGCUUCGAGUUGGCUAUGACAUCAUUCAAGGAAAACCUUCCCGCGUUCCGCAAUUUGCGAUCGCUCGUUCUCUACAGUGUCGUGAUCGAUGAAACGAUUUAUGCCGUCUUAGAGCAGAUGAAGGCGCUGGAGGACCUGUCCAUCAUGGCCAUCGACUUCGAUCGGUUCUGCGACCCGCCCGGAUCACUUUUGCGUCUCCUUAGUGUGAAGGCCAUGAUGUAUGACGGGCGCGAAAGGGCUUCGACGCCGCAUCUGCUAUGCGCUCCCCAGGACGUGAUAGAGCUGGAUAUUGAAUCUAGUUUCUUGCUGGGAUUCUCGAAUCUCGGUCAAUGCUGCGUCAAUCUCCGUUCUUUGACCUUGGCGCGCGCGGUCUCUACGGAAGACUGCGACGAUUUCUUUCGAUUCCUUCACUUGUGUCCGAAUCUGAAGCAUCUGAACAUUAGUGCAGUUGACAGCGACAAGCCUUGUCAACGCGUUUUUGAUCCAAUUCUCGUUCCACAACUUACUUCCAUCCAUGCGGAUCGUGCUUGGACGCGAUUCUUCGCUUUCGGGAGACAGAUCACGGCAGUCAACUUCUGGCGCAGCCACUGGUACGAUGACGGAGCCGAUGGCUGGCCCGAUCUCCUCAGAACGCUCGAAAUCCUCCAUGACGCCCAGAUCCCGUUGACACAGGCGUCCUUCUGGGUCCCCACAUAUUCCGUCCCACUCCUCUGCACGACCUUGGCAUCUUUCUGGCCACAGUUGGAAUCACUACGAGUAUCGACUUCAGAUCAAUACGGAUUCCCCAGGCCUCUGCGUGGCCGCCCCAACAAUCCCCUGCGCCUCCCCGCUUCGCCAGUUUUGGACGAACGCACAGUUGAUCUCACAGUCGAAUGGCAUCCGGCGCCUGAUGUCGAGACCAUUUCCCGUCCUGAAUCGCCACAAGAAAGCUCGAUAGAGGACGCAGAGCGGGAUGAUCCCGACGCAGAGGAAGACUCGUUUGAUGUGAAUGGGGUCCGGCGUCCGCGUCGGCCAAAGCAACCUGCUCGCUUUGAGACUCUGCUCCGGAAUAUAAUAGAUGACGACUUUAAAUUCCCACCUGCAUUGAAAAUACUCGAAUUAAGUUCCGGGCACCUUGGCUCUGGUUCGAUCUCAAGAUACCGUCUGUACCCCAUUAAAUUAGGGCAUGAUGUGAUCAAGGCACUCGGAAACCGAAUCCCUGCGCUCCAGAGGAUUCAACUGGGAAGCACUCACCAGUCAUGGAAUCGGUACCAAGGCGGAUGGUCUGAUGGCGGACCACUCAUCUAGAGCAUUUUCUGACAUAGAAACGUCUAUCAAGCUCGAUAGCAAUUUCGAAUCAUGUUUCACUCAGCACGAACAGAACAACGUGAAAAGGUUGUCGAUUCGGAGUCUCGUUCCCGCGUCCGCAGCGUAUCUAUCCGAUUCUGUAGUAGAUAAGUAGCUCCGCGAGCAAAGGGAGGCGUAAACAGUAGUUAUAAAGCAUCUUCAAUUCUGAGGGCAUGGGAGAAACGACGAGGAAGAUCGUUGCUGAGGGAAAACCUCGCUUUAUAUUAUACGUUAUUAUUAUUAUUAAAUUCCUCUUUUAUUCCCUUUCGUCCCUAAGGAUAUGGUGGGGAUUCUUCCUACACUAUUUAUGCGCUCGGGCUGGCCGCUUGCGUGGGUUUCCUUUCGCAAUGCUUUAUAUUAUACGUGACACCUCAAUGUGCGCGAGAGGUCAUCAGUUCGAUCCCGAGGUGGAAUCAUU